AUGCUGGAUGGCCAGCUCUUCUCCGAGGGGCCCGACAGCCCCCGGGAGUUCCAGGAUGAGGACUCUGGCAGCUGCCUCUGGGUGCAGAAGUCCAAGCUGCUGGUGAUCGAAGUGAAGACCAUCUCCUGUCAUUACAGCCGCCGCGCCCCUCCUCGACAGCCCAUGGACUUCCAGCCCGGCCACUGGGCCCGCGCGACCCAGAGCCGCACGUGUGGGCCGCCCCCGGGAUCCCCCGAGCCGCCGCCCCGCCGGUCCUGGGCCUCCAGGGUGCUGCAGGAGGCGACCAACUGGCGGGUGGGGCCCGCCGAGGCCCGAGUCCGGGAGCAGGAGAAAAGGAAGGCGGCGUCGCAGGAGCGGGAGGCCAAAGAGACGGAGAGAAAAAGGCGCAAGGCUGCUGCCCGAAGGAGCCCCCCGGGUUGGGCCGGCCCGGAGCCCCGGAGCGCCCCUCGGGCGGCGCCCGCCGCGGGACUCCCCGCUCUCGCCCGGCCGCCGCGCCUCGGGCUGGUGGGGCGCCCCGCGCGUCCGGGCGCGCAGCCGCAGGGCGACCCGGGGGCGGCGUGGGCGGGGCCCUGGGCAGGUCGGCGCGCAGGGCCCCCCAGCUACGAGGCUCACCUGCUGCUGAGAGGCGCCGCCGGGAUGGCCCCGCGACGCCGCUGGGACCGGCCGCCGCCCUACGUGGCUCCGCCUUCCUACGAGGGCCCGCACCGGACUUUGGGGGCCAAGCGAGGCCCCGAGCCCCGCCAGGCGCCCCCCUCGCCGGCCCCGGCGCUGGCUCCGGCCAGGACAGAGGGAGGGGGCGCGAAGAAGAGGCUGGACCCUCGAAUCUACCGGGACGUCCUCGGGGCUUGGGGUCUUCGCCCCGGCCGGGGUCUCCUGGGGGGAUCCUCAGGCUGCGGGACGGUGAGGGCGAAGCUUGGCCGCGGCCAGGCGGCGGCGGAGGAAACCGGGCCGGCUGCGGCGGGCGGGAGCGGCGGCAGCGACGGGCCCCCCCAGGCCACGGCUGCGGGGCGCCCGGCCUCGGAGACGGCGCCUGCGGGGCUCGCGGCGGCGGCUCCCGGCCUCCCGCGCCCGGCCCCGAGGUCCAGGCCCCCCGCCAAGAGCUCGGGGGACGGGAAAGAAGGUAGAGAACAGAACUGGCCCCCCAAAUGCUGGAUUCCCUCCAUUAAAAAGCAGCCACCCCAACAUAGCCAGACCCUUCCCAGACCCUGGGCUCCCGGGGGGACGGGCUGGAGAGAGGCGCUGGGGGUCGGGCCGGAGACCGCGGGGAGCUGGACGGCGGCCCGCCGCGCGCACACGCUGCCCCGCAGCUCCCGCGGCCCCGCGGGCGCCGGCGGCGUCUUCGUCAUCGACGCCACGCGCGCGGCGGUCCGGGCCCGGUACGUGGCGGCCCCGCGAGCCCGGCAGGGGCAGCUCGCGCCCGGGGCGCCGCGCGGGGAGGGGGAGGCCCCGGGCCCGCCCCAGCCCCGCGCGCAGGAGGGCGAGCGCGCGCCGGGUCCUCCCCGCGCCAGAAGCCGCCGCCGCGCGGCCGCGCGCCCCCAGCCCGGCGGGGGCCGCGAAGUCGAAGCCGAGGGCGGGAAGCCGGGGGACCCCUCCGGGGCGGAGCGCGCCGCGGGUGUGCCGGGGCUCCGGGCCGGCGAGGCGAGGCUGCAGAAAGGCCCCGCGCGGCCGGGGAGCCCCGCGCGCUCGGCCGAGGGCCCGGCGGCUCCGGGAGGCUCGGGCGAGGCCGCGGGCUGCGGGGCGGGGGCCGCAGGGCCGAGGCGCGCGGGGCGGGCGGCCGCCGGCCCCGGGCCCUACGCGGGCGCCCUGCGCGAGGCCGUGUCCCGCAUCCGCCGCCACACGGCCCCGGACUCGGACUCGGACGAGGCUGCGGAGCGCAGCGCCCACAGCGGCUCCUCGGAUGGCAGCGACACGGAGGCCUCGGGCGCCUCCUGGCGGACACGGCGGCCCCCGCCCGGGCCUGGGGACGCCCCGCGGCCCGCGCCGGCCGGGAAGACCGCGGAGCGGGGCGAGGACACCCGCGAGAUCCUGGGGGUCAUCGGCCAGACCGACGAGGCCCUUUUGAGGGCGAGGGACAUUAAGGGGACCCCGCAGCGAAGCAGAGAGUGGCAGUGACAGCCCUUUCUUGUAUUUAUGCCCCUGACCUGGCCACCGCCGGGCCUGCGGGGCCCCUUCCUUCCUUCUAGACUCCCCGUGGCCCCUCCAUACCUGUGCCCGUCCACGCAGCAGGAGCCGCCCGAGCGCAAGGAAGGGAGAGGUGAGGGUGAGCAGCAGCCGCUAUGCCGGCUCCAUCCAGACCACACCUGCAGGGUCGUCAGCAGGAGCCAGGCACUAGGUGAGCAGGUGAGCAGAGCGGCCGGGCCGGGGCGGGUGGCAGAGUCUGGGCAGGGAAACCUCAGAGCAGGAGAGGGACAGCGAUGGAGGAACUUAGGGCUAGAGUGAGCAGGUGCCAGGCUCUGGGCAGAAGAGGAAGAGGUCCGGACAGAUCAGCGGGCGCCUCCUGACUGUGCUGCCACAAGUCUGGGGUUCCAGGCCCAGCUCUGACGCUGAGUUGCUGGGUGGCCUUGGCAAGUCACUUCCUCUCUCCAGGCAUCCUCGCGAGGAAAACGAGGGCGUUGCAAGGUGCAUUCUUGACCUUUGGGGUGUCGUGGGGGAGGCAUCUAGCUCUUCCUCCCCUCCACAAGCCAAGAGAGUUCGGAGUCACUGGACAGAGCCUGAGCGCCCCUGGGGGGCUCCUUGUCACCCUCCUUCUCAACCAAGACAAGGUUUAGAGUUUGCAGAAGUGAGCGGGAGGGUCAGGGCCCCUACCCCAGUCUCUCCGGCUUAGGUGAAGCCGAGGCAGGGCAGGGCGGCGGCCUCGUCACUGUCCCUGGCCGCGCGUCCCAGCUGCAGAGGGAAGGCAACCAAUGAACCAGCUCGGGACCUUUUGAGGCCUCGCCCCUGCCCCCGCCCCAGUGUCCUCUAGUGAGCCUCUGGAUCGUCACCGCGAUCUCCCACCUAGGCGGUAUCCCGCGCCCGAAAAACUCCUGGGAAUUUUUUAUAUUUCUCCCUCUUACAGAAACCUGCCGGGGAAGGAAGAGGGAGGUCGAUACCCCAAAAUGUGUAGGUGCGGGGGUGUGAUACUCUCUGUAGCCACUACGGGGCGCGCGCAGGUCGCGGUUCCCCCGGAGUUUCCACCACCGCCCCCCCCCC
Messenger RNA from Talpa occidentalis (Iberian mole), 3189 nucleotides. RefSeq names its product dendrin (gene DDN). Lineage: Eukaryota; Metazoa; Chordata; Mammalia; Eulipotyphla; Talpidae. The record is from RefSeq and is a predicted model, not a curated record.